This is a messenger RNA of Saccharomycodes ludwigii, 2493 nucleotides long. It is a transcript of the gene TBF1, whose product is annotated as Tbf1p. NCBI's taxonomy places the organism in Eukaryota, Fungi, Ascomycota, Saccharomycetes, Saccharomycodales, Saccharomycodaceae. The coding region runs from base 1 to 2493 and encodes 830 amino acids. The transcript has 2 exons. Gene Ontology annotation, molecular function: protein homodimerization activity; double-stranded telomeric DNA binding. The record is from RefSeq and is a predicted model, not a curated record. Gene Ontology annotation, biological process: telomere maintenance via telomere lengthening.
AUGACAGGUAAAAUGGAAAUAGAUCCCAGUAUUGAUUCUAGUAGUGAUAUUGCUACUACUGCUACUACAAACACGAACAUAACUGCUGAAGAUACUUCAUCUUUGGUACCCAAGAAAACUACAACUGGCACAACACAAAAUGAUGGCAUCAACGGAGAUCUAAAUAGCGGGAAGGGUGUUGAUAACAAAAUGGCCAACAUUGUGACGGAUGGGGAAGACAGACAAACAUCCUCUGACACCGAAAUUAUACCCAUACAAGAAAGUUUAACUAAAACCGUAAGUACAAUUGUAAACAGUGAUACAGAGGCAAAUAACACGCCAAUAGAAAAUACAGAGCCAAUAAAUAAUGAGUACUCUUCUGCCACUAAAGAAUAUUCGGGAUUUUUUGAAAAGUUACCCUUAAAGACCCACUUAACCUUUAAUUCCUAUGUUUUAUUGAACAAUCUAUCCUCUCAAAUUCUUGGGGUUUUCUUAAAUAAUAACCCUGAAACAGUCUUAGAUUUAUUAUUUUCAGACGUUAACGACCAGACAAACGUGAAUCACACAAACGUGAAAACAUUUGAUAUACUAUUAAAUAUCUUCCAGUCUGUAUUAAAAAUAUAUGGCAAACCUGAUCAUGAGUCACCAUUCAUUACCCUAGAAGAUAUAAUACCUGGUAUUUGGGAUACUGAUGUGGAUAAGAAAACACUAUUUUUAAACUCUCAAACAUUUAUAAGAUUUGCUAAACAAUUAUCCAUAACUGAUAAGAGCAACGGCACUACGCAGAAAAACAAUUCUGCGUUGAUAACUUUAGAAUUAAAGAAAAAAUUAUUGGUGGCUCUACAUAAGACCAAUAUGACUAUUUAUAUAUUAUCAUUUUUAGGUUUUUAUCCUUACGGUUUUAAAUUGAUCAAUCGAUAUUUCUUAGAUGUUUUAAAUGGGUCAAGCGUAUUGAAAACUAGUUUUUACACCAUAGAUGGAAAUAAAAAGCAAAACCAAAGUGGUGGAAAUAAUAAGAAUAAUGAUAGGAACGAUGAUGAUUACAAAGAUGAAGAGGAAUGUGAUAACAACAAUACUUUACUUUCCAAUAGCAUCACAAAUGGUGAGGAAAAUGUUGCCAGUCUGGGUAAUCUAGGAACCAAGUUAUUAAAAUCACAGGGAGUUAUAUUUUUAGAUCUUAAAACACAAGCUUAUAUAUCAUCUAUUGAACAUGAACUUUCAAUGCUAUCUAAUGCAGAUGCUACCAAAACACCUAAUGAAGAAACAAAUAUUUCGUCUGAAAUUAUAAGCAAAGAAUUACGGUUGCGACAACUGAAUGAGAUUUUUAACUUGGAUGAAAUAAAAAAAGAUUUGUUAAGUAGAAAAAAUGGCAAAUAUGCUAAUUUAUCACCAGGAGAAAGAGAAUUUAUGACUAAAUGUGGGAAUCGUAAGGAUCAUUUAAUUAGUUUUGAUACUUUUAAAAGUUUAUCUUCAGAAUACGAAUGGACAGACUUUUCAAGAGGAAUGUUAAAAUUUAUUACCAAGGAAUUGAAGUAUAUAUUGCUAGUGGAUAUUGAAGGCAAUUGUAGUAAUACCAGUAAUGAAAAUGAUAAUAGAAGCAAUGAGAAUGGCAGUGAAAAUACUAAUAUUAAUAAUCUUACUGAUAUAAAAAACAUCGGUGGUAUAAAUAACAGCAUUUUAUUGCCCACCAGUGAACUUGAUAAUAUCACUCAGACCACGAAUAAUGAUAGUAAUACUAAUGGAUACUUAGGGGUCUUAAAUCCAAACACAUCUAAAAGAGCUAUAACAGCUGUUGUUGAGGAUAAUGAUCAAGAUGAACAAAACCAAGAACAAUCUGCAUCCAAACGCAAAAGGGGUAGGAAAAGGAAAGAACCCUCAAAUAAUUAUGAGCUUAUUCCAAAAACAAAACAAAAAAGAUUAUGGACCAGUGAAGAGGAAGACGCAUUAUUAGCGGCUUUAAAAGUGUGCGGUCCUUCUUGGUCCAAGAUACUCGAUUUAUAUGGUGCUGGUGGGAAAAUAUCUGAGCAAUUGAAAAAUAGAUCACAAGUUCAAUUAAAAGAUAAAGCAAGGAAUUGGAAAAUGUUUUUUUUAAAAACGUCAUUGCCAGUUCCAUCUUAUUUAAAAACAGUCACCGGUGGGUUAGAAAGAACCGAAAGACAAAAGCAAAAGAACAAGAAACAAUCGAAUGUCAAAAAGACUGAUGCUUUUACAAAUAAAACUCCAAAAAGAAUCCAAAAAACCACUAUCAGAAUGGAUUUGACCAAGUUUGAAAUUAAUGAAAAAGAUUGGGAAAAUGCGCAGAGAUUGCAUAAAUUGGGGGUUAUCCCAUUUUUAAUUAAAGAACCCGAGAAAAAGGUUGAAAGUAACCUUAAUACUGAUGAGAAAGAUCGUGCUGAUUCUGAUGGUGAUAACACUAAAAUGAAUUAUGAAGUGCAGGAAAAAGAAUUAAAUAAAUUAUGCGUCAGUGUGGAAAAAAAAAACAAUUUAGAUUCAUGUUUUGAGGUAGACAUUUAA